Messenger RNA from Suhomyces tanzawaensis NRRL Y-17324, 1407 nucleotides. RefSeq names its product cleavage polyadenylation factor subunit. Gene Ontology annotation, cellular component: nucleus. Gene Ontology annotation, molecular function: nucleic acid binding; ubiquitin protein ligase activity; zinc ion binding. Gene Ontology annotation, biological process: ubiquitin-dependent protein catabolic process; protein ubiquitination; mRNA processing. Bases 1 to 1407 code for a protein of 468 amino acids. The record is from RefSeq and is a predicted model, not a curated record. NCBI's taxonomy places the organism in Eukaryota, Fungi, Ascomycota, Pichiomycetes, Serinales, Debaryomycetaceae. The transcript has a single exon.
AUGUCAUCUGUCGUAUACUACAAGUUCUUGCAUCAAAAGAACAAGUCAGUCAUUCACUUCGAUGGUACUGCCAUCAACGUGUUUGACUUAAAACGUGAAAUCAUUUUGCAAAAUCAGCUUGGUGCUGGUAAUGACUUCAUACUUCGUUUGUUUCAUUCAGAACAGCCAGACCUUGAAUAUGAGCUAGACCAGGAUGUGAUACCGAGAUCUUCAUUUGUGUUGGCCAAGAGAUCGCCAUGUAACUUCAAAGGAGGUCGUUUUGGCAAUGCUUCUCGUUAUAUCAGUGGUAAGCCAAGAGUGAAUAGAAAAGUGAUUAAUAAUGCCACAGCAUCAGCAGGUUCACAAGCAGUACGGACAGAGCAGGCACCAUUGGAUGAAAACAUGUCAGAGGAGGAUAGAAUCAAGAUGAUGUUCGAAAGUCAGGACAACGUGUGGGCCCAAGCACAAGAUGAAUUGGCCACGCAUAAAAUGGUGUACAACAAGCCAGGACAGGCUAAAGCAGAAGAUUUGCCCCCACCAGGCUAUAUCUGUUACAGAUGCGGUAAGAAAGACCAUUGGAUUAAGAAUUGUUCAACUAACACCGAUCCUACGUUCGAAGGUAAGAAGAUAUUGAGAACCACGGGUAUUCCUAAGUCCUACUUGAAGACCAUCUCGAAGGAAGAACUCGACAGAAGAGUGGAAACCGAAGGUCUUACUACUAAUGAGAAUGGUGACAUGGUUGAUAAAGAUGGUAAUGCCAUUCUUGUUACUGAGGACGGUGGUUACGCCAUUGCUAUGGCCGAUUCGAAGACAUGGCUUUCUUAUCAAGAAAAACAACAAAACGCUGCAUUGAAGGCAAAGCAAGAGUUUGAACAAAAGAUAGUCGAGUGUGCAGUGGGGGAAAACCGUCUUGAAUUUUUAAACCCAUUAUCGAGCACUAGACACCUUUUGAAGUCUCCAAUUGUCAUGACUCCUUGUUGUCGUGAUAAAGCAAGCCUUCGUAAACUUACAAAUUUCAACUACAACCAGGCGGAAUUGGAACAAACGUUGAUUGAAAAUGAUUUCCAUUGUCCAAAUUGCGGAAAAGAAGAUAUCUACAUUGAUUCGUUCAUCAGCAACCAGGAAUUGGAGGAGGAGUUACACGAAUACAUAAAGCAAAAGCAAACUGAGUUGGGUAUUGAGGACCCUGAAGCAUCAUUGAAGAGAGCCGCAGAAGAAGAUGGGGAUGAUCCAGAUUCCAAGCGUCAAAGAACUGACUUGCCUAUCAGGCCCGAUAUGUUUGGACCCCCAGGAAUGGCUCCAUUUAUGCCUGGAAUGCCAAUGCCUGGGAUGCCUGGCAUUCCUUACCCAAAUGGGGUCCCUAUGUUUAUGCCACCUGUACCAAUGCCUCCACAGAAUGGAAACGGGGAAAGCAACGGGACAAACUGA